UUUACAAAUUGCCCAAAAUAAAUUCCAAAGGGACCUAAUCUCCAAAGUCGAUUUUUUGGAAAACCCCACACUAGGGGAUGAACCAUGGAUACCCCAACCUUAGGGUCCUCAAACAGAUUAUCAGGAACUUUCUUUACCCCAUUGCUAAUCUCUUUGGCUGGCAUAGCUGCAUGUACUUUUGCAAUAAUAGCAUACCAUACCAUUGUACUGCGAUAUUGCCUAAGGGGGAGGCGACAACAAGAACAAGAACAAUUGACCAAUGGGCUUAGGGGCCAAUCCACCAUUGGUGUGGACCAAAAAAUCCUUGAUACAAUCCCAAUUCUCUCUUACACAACCAAAAAAUGUGAGCUAUUUCGUGUGGAUCAAACCGAAUGCGCUGUUUGCUUAGGAGAUUUGGAGGAUGAGGACAAGGUAAGGUUGUUGCCUAAUUGUAGACAUGCAUUUCAUGUUCCAUGCAUUGAUAAAUGGUUCUUGGGGCAUUCGAGUUGUCCAGUUUGCCGAUCACCCAUUGUUGCACCCGGGGCACCUUUGGACGGUGAUGUGAGUGUACAAAUGGCUCAAGGUUCACCUCAGGUUCAUGGUGAUCAAGGAGGUGAUGUUCAUGUUCAUGAUCAUGAUGCUGUUGGUGUUGAUGUUGUUGCUUACACUUUGAGGGAACAACGACAACAACAACCUGGUGUUUUAAUUUGUCAUGGGUCUCUUGUAUUUCCUACGGAAGAAAAACUACCAAGGGCGAUCAACAAGGGUUUGAAGAGAUCCAUAUCCAUGGAUCAUUCUUGUGUCAUUAUCAACAUACAAAAAGAGCAUGAAAAGGAAGUCUCAGCUUCUACUUCUUCAACAAAAGAUGUUCCAAUGCGCAGUAAAUCUGCGAGGCAGGUAGAUCUGAAGUCUUGGAAGCUAUUGAGGUCUUUCUCGCAACUAAAGUCGAGUCGGGGAAGCACCACGGGUAAUGGGAUUCUUCCAUAUUGAGAUGCCUUUGAGAGGUGAUUAAUUACUAUUGUAAAUAUGCAUAAUAAGUUGAGGUUUAUUAUGAGUUAUGAAAACCUCUUUUUGUUUUUACCCCAAAAAAAAAAAAAAAACAAAAACA
Quercus lobata is the source of this 1087-nucleotide messenger RNA. Its product is annotated as RING-H2 finger protein ATL64-like. Bases 85 to 969 code for a protein of 294 amino acids. The transcript has a single exon. Lineage: Eukaryota; Viridiplantae; Streptophyta; Magnoliopsida; Fagales; Fagaceae. Gene Ontology annotation, molecular function: transferase activity. Gene Ontology annotation, biological process: protein ubiquitination. The record is from RefSeq and is a predicted model, not a curated record.